GUCCGUCCGUCCGGCCAUGACGGCGAUCCUGCUGGCGGCCGCCCUGGGGCUGGGCCUGGCGCUCGGGGCCUCGCGCCCGGACCCGCACCUCGACCCGCACUGGACCCUCUGGAAAUCCAGGCACGGCAAGGCCUACGACCAGAGGGAGGAGGGCCGGCGCCGGGCCGUGUGGGAGGACAACCUGCGCAGGAUCGAGGCGCACAACCUGGAGCACGGCCUGGGCAGGACCACCUUCCGCCUCGCCAUCAACCGGUUCGGGGACCUGACCACGGAGGAGUUCGCCGCCGCCAUGAACGGCUACAAGGCCGCACGCGGGGUCGAGGCCUCGGCCUCGGCCUCGGCCUCGGCCUUCCUCGGGCCCAACGGGACGGAGCCGCCCGAGGCCCUCGACUGGCGCGACCACGGAUACGUCACCCCCGUCAAGGACCAGGGUCGCUGCGGGUCGUGCUGGGCGUUCGGGUCGACGGGGGUCCUGGAGGGUCAGCUCUUCCGCCGGACGGGGCGGCUGGCGGCCGUCAGCGAGCAGAACCUCAUGGACUGCAGCCGGAAGCAGGGAAACCGAGGCUGCGACGGCGGGCUGAUGCAGCAGAGCUUCCUCUACGUGCGGGACAACGGGGGCGUCGACUCCGAGGAGGCCUACCCCUACGACGCCAAGGACGGACCCUGCCGCUACAAGCCGGAGUUCUCGGUGGGCAACGCCACGGGCUACGUGGAGGUGGCCCCCUCGGAGGAGGCCCUCCUGCGGGCCGUGGCCGCCGUGGGACCCGUCUCCGUGGUCAUCGACGCCUCGGCCCACUCCUUCCAGUUCUACGAGUCCGGAGUCUACUACGAGCCGCGGUGCCGCCGCAACCUGCGCGAGCUGGACCACGCGGUGCUGGUGGUGGGCUACGGACCCCGGCCGGGCGACCCGGGCCGGCGCCCCCCGUACUGGAUCGUCAAAAACAGCUGGGGCAAACGGUGGGGCGACCACGGCUACAUCCUCAUGGCCAGGGACCGCGAGAAUAACUGCGGCAUCGCGUCCGGCCCCAUCUACCCGCUGGUGUGAGCCCGAGCCGUCCGCCGCCCCCCGGACGCGGGACGGGGA
Molecule: messenger RNA, 1084 nt
Organism: Ornithorhynchus anatinus (platypus)
Lineage: Eukaryota; Metazoa; Chordata; Mammalia; Monotremata; Ornithorhynchidae
Product: procathepsin L-like
Exons: 7
Coding region: 17-1045 (342 amino acids)
Biological process (GO): immune response
Cellular component (GO): lysosome
Molecular function (GO): cysteine-type endopeptidase activity
Source: RefSeq, a predicted model, not a curated record